Molecule: messenger RNA, 3681 nt
Organism: Sporothrix schenckii 1099-18
Lineage: Eukaryota; Fungi; Ascomycota; Sordariomycetes; Ophiostomatales; Ophiostomataceae
Exons: 2
Coding region: 1-3681 (1226 amino acids)
Biological process (GO): DNA-templated transcription; regulation of DNA-templated transcription
Cellular component (GO): nucleus
Molecular function (GO): zinc ion binding; DNA binding; DNA-binding transcription factor activity, RNA polymerase II-specific
Source: RefSeq, a predicted model, not a curated record
AUGACCAACAAGAACAUCGCCAAUUACACGUCUGUGUUUCGCGUGCGUUUAGGCGAUGAUAAGGUGGCCAGCAGUAGCACCACUUCUGCAGCGAACAACAGCAGCAAUGACGUCAGCCAGCUCCCACGUCACCCAAGCAACAGCAACAACCCGCCCAUUCGCCGGUCGCAGCCCCGGGCCAAGUCGCGCCCUGUCGUGUCCUGCCAGCUCUGCCGCAGCCGCAAGCAAAAGUGCGACCGGCUGCUACCCUGCGGCACCUGCGUCCGGCGCGGCGAUGGAUCCCUCUGCCGGUACGGAAAUGAGGGCGGUGUCACGGGUGUGAAUGCAGGCUCCUCAUCUGCGGCGUCGUCCUCGGGAGUGAGCGUGGGUGGGAUUCCGAGCGUCGGAAGCGGUAUCUCCAGCAGUGGCUCUGGUCACAGCAGCGGUCACGGACGGCGACCUGCCUCGUCAGCAUCAUCAACUGCCCGUACCAGCGGAAGUGCCCCGACGGGUUCGGCAUUGGGCAUGCGCCAGGAAGCUCAGUUGCGGCUACUACGUCUCGAAGAGAUGGUGAACGGCCUGGUGACUCGGGCGCCAUCAUCAAGAAACCAGGGGGCGACGGCCAAAACACCGACACCAGCCUUUGGGGGCCCAAAUCCGGCAGGGACGGGUGGAAGGCAAGCCUCAGAGCAAGGCGACAAGAGUGGUCCCCCUUUCGAAUGGAUCAUGCCCAUUGGCCCCAAUGGCCCGUCUUCUGCCGUGGGGCCUGUAGCGAUGAUGCUUGGGGAGACUCCUUUUUCCGGGCCUACUAACUGGACCGCCAUUCUUGACAGCAUCCGGGACAUCCAAAACUACCUCGGCGUGGCGGCAUUGGGAGACGCGCCCGAAAACGAAGACGAACGGGAACCAGACAGCAGUGUCGACCACGACAUGGAUGACGAUAUUGAGGAAGCCCGUGAGGAAGGGGCUAGCCCAAGCCAUACGGAGACCAACCAAAUACCAAAUCAACAGCCAAACCCACCCAACAGCUUCAUCAGCAAGCCGACAAUGUACGGCGGCGUGACCGAUCCCAAGACGGCCCUCCUUCCCGCCUCUCUCGCAUCCCUGCCGGCCGUUUCCAGACGCUCAGCGGUUCCUGAGCCCGCCGAAACGGCCUUACCACUGGCCAAGAGCGUCUCCGUCGUCGAGUUACAAAACAACCUGCCGGCGUAUAGUUCGUUUCAGCUGGCGGAGCCAGACGGAAUAUUUGCUGCCAUCGCUGCAGCACCUGGUUUGGCUGCGUCCGACCAAUCCAAUCCUCCGGCGACGUCACGCCUGGCACUGAAUCCACCACUCCCAAAGCACCUGGCUGAUGCUAUUGCAUGCCUACCGCCCCGAUCUGACUGCGACCGCCUCCUGGCUGUCUAUUUUCAGUCCAACUACAUGACGGGGCCAUUCCUCCACACAGGCCAUUUCCAACGGAGUUACUUGCGCUUCUGGCGGACGGGCAGCCCUGCUGCAGCCAACCCAAUGUCACCGCUACUGUGGAUCAGCAUGCUGGCCUCGGUCUUGUGCAUGGGGGCCAUGAUAGAUGGUGGUCGCCAGAUGGCUCGGAUGGCCGACCGGGAGCCGGGUGCUUCGCAUGCGGACCAGCAGGGAGACGGCCAGGGUGCCAGUAGUGGGACUGGCACAGCAGCAGGGCAGAAAUCCUCCAAGAAGGCAGACCCGCCCGACUUCAGCAACGAAGAUCUCAUCCUGGCUACCGAGCUGCGGAAGCUCUCUACGCGCUGUCUCCUCGCAGGCGACUACCUCUCUGGCCGGCCACUCGCGGUCGAGGCCCUCGUUCUGAACGCGCAUGUCAGAUUGAUGCAAAAACGCGACUCCGACGCCGCACAGUGGGCAACAUUCGGUGUGGCGGUCAGACUGGCGCAGCGAAUGGGCUACCACCAGGUGGAUGCGCCUGGCGGAGGCGGGAGGCAACUUACACCGUUCGAAAAGGAGAUGCGGCGCCGCGUCUGGUUCUUUGUCGAGUCCUUUGACAUGCUCUUCAGCAUUCAGUUCAGCAUGCCCACUGUGGUUCACGAAGACGAGAUCGCUACGGAUCCGCCACGCAACCUCAAUGACGAUGACUUUGAUGAAAAUUCGGCAGAACUGCCGCCGUCGCGGCCGCCAUCGGACUAUACGACAGCCCUCUUCUUCAUCACCAAGCUCAAGCUUAUCCGGCUGCUGCGAAAAGUGAUGCAGGUCGCGGUCUGGCGCAACGCCAAAGCCAAGAUCGACGAGGCGUCGUCCUACCGAGACUCCGUGACGAGAAUCACCCAGGAGCUGCGCUGGAACUACUCCACGGUGCCUGUACGCCUCCGCAUGCCCAGACACAUCCGCGACUGUCCUUUUAACGACGCCAGCCACAACAUCAUGCACCGGCUAGGUGUCGAGCUCAUGCACCACAAAGCUGUGUGCAUUUUGUACCGCGAAGCGCUCAGUUCUGACCGCAUGGCCGACGGCGGCGUCGACAACAGGGGCUUUACGGCCCACGAGACGGAGAUGCAGCGACAUGCGUGUCUCGUCUCAGCGCUGCGCAUCCUAGACCUACAUACCGAGUUUGAAUACGAGACCCGACCGGAGUCGACGGCGGCCACACUUGCGCAGACAGAGGUCCAGCCCUCGCCCGGAUCGCCCGGAGCCAACCGUGGUGCGGGUCGGUUGGCUUCAGACCGGAAUAUGCUCAGCUCGCUAGCGCUGCAUGAUUUUCUGUUGGCAGCAACGAUUCUCUGUCUGGAUCUGAUUGAGGGCAGCCGCCAUGGCCACGGCAGUACAAGAAGCAACGACAACAGCGUGGCGGGCGAGGAUGGGACACCAAGCUCACGAGAUUCUACCGCCGCACACACCGCGCACGCUACUCCCGCAAGUAGUAAGAACCUAGACCUGCCGCCAUCGCUCGUGUUUGCGCCAUUCCUUGGUAGCUGCGGAUCGUCGCUCGAACAGCGCGCCCAAGAUCGGGGCGCCAAGAUGGAGGCGUUGCGUACGGCAUACGCACUGUGGCACGAGAGGCGGUUGACGUCACGCGAUGCCGCACAUGCAGCACGGGUUCUGGGCGCUAUCGUCACCAAACUAUCAACUAAACUGGGCGACUGCGACGCUGGCGAGAGAGAUUACGACGCAGCCGGCAACAAGACCCGUCCAUGGCCAGAUUCGGAUAGCCCUGGAUGGGGUCGCUGGGACAUGGAGGCCCGUGAGCAGCGGCACAAGGACUACGAAGAGGAACUCAAAAAGCAACGGGCGCAACGGGCCGAGCGCGCCGAAAGAAACAAGACAGCAGCCAUCGACGGGAGCGGGAGCCAGUCGGACACAGUACGAUCGAGCGAUGCGAGCUCAACACCGAACGAAGAGACCACGCCGGCAUCUCAGACGGCAGAAAGCGCGUCAAUUGGGACGCAGUCCCAGGCAAGGUCCCAAGCACAAACAUAUGAGGUGCCGCAACAGCAGCAACAGCAACCUCAAGCCUCCCAAACGCACCAUGCAUCGCCGUCAAAUCCCCCGCCGCCACCGCCGCACCUCAACUAUGCUUACGAGUGGGCCGACCCGGGACCAUUUGACGCAGUGCUCAACGAUCCAAUGAAUGUCGACUGGAAUAUGGUGGACUGGUUCCUGCUCGACCGACAGCUGGACAUGGAUGUGGGCAGCAACGUCUGGUCAGCGGAUCUGAUGGCUCUUGAGAAUUGA